This is a messenger RNA of Phragmites australis (common reed), 677 nucleotides long. RefSeq lists its product as uncharacterized. NCBI's taxonomy places the organism in Eukaryota, Viridiplantae, Streptophyta, Magnoliopsida, Poales, Poaceae. The record is from RefSeq and is a predicted model, not a curated record. Bases 114 to 410 code for a protein of 98 amino acids. The transcript has a single exon.
UACGCCACUGCUCCAGUCCUAUAAAUGACACGGUCACGCCACCACCGUUCCACCAAGACCCAAAGCUCAGUAGCUCACGGUCGCCAAGAUUCGGCAGAAAUAGGUGUGCCGAGAUGGCAGAGGGCAAUGCAGUUCCGGCCGCGCGCGGCCCGUCGUCCAGCUGCCGCGGCCGGCGGUGCGGGGGCGGUUGCGGGCUGGCGCUGGGGCGGCUGGUGCGGAAGCUGCGGCGGCAGAGCAAGAUGCUGUGCACGGCCACGCCGAGCGCGCGCCAUACCGCCGCGGCGGCGCGGUGCCAGUACGACCCGCUCAGCUACGCGCGCAACUUCGACUUCGGCACCGCGGUGGACGGCGACGGCUACUCCUUCGCCUCCCGGUUCGUGCUCGCCGCCUCGGCACGGCAGCCGCAAUAGAGGCGGCCAAAGGACAGAUGCCAGUCGAUGCACGGCCAGUUGUAGCUAGUGUUGCAAGUAGCUUAGCCAUUGGCAUUAGCAGCUACCAGCUCGAGUUAGGUGCAUCAUUUUUUUUAACUAUCCUGAAGCUGGAGGAUGUGUUUAUAUGAGGUGGAGUGAUGGUUGUAAGAAUUUCCCGGCGUCCUUGACUUCUUUCACUUUGUGGGGAGUCAGGAGGAACUAGCCACGAGGAAAUGCUCUAAGAUUAUCCCUAAACAUUUUCUUUUU